Molecule: messenger RNA, 573 nt
Organism: Ciona intestinalis (vase tunicate)
Lineage: Eukaryota; Metazoa; Chordata; Ascidiacea; Phlebobranchia; Cionidae
Source: RefSeq, a predicted model, not a curated record
UAUAAACAAUAGACAUAUAGUAACAGUAGUUAAGUGAGUCAAUUAAUUUGUAGCUAAGUUGAAACCAUGUAGGCAAGUAUAAAGCCAAGUGUUAGUUGGUUGUUGUUAGUAAGAAUGUCAUCGAACUUUAUAUUUUGGAUAAUAUUCUCUAUACAACUGUCAUCAUGUUGCGAGUACGUUGUAUUGGAAGGUAGAUCGCUUGCAUUCAGCGCUAACACCGACUCAGAUGGUUUGAUCGUCGUUGAUGAUUUUGUGGCGAGCGAUUCAAACGAAUGUAAAGCCAGAUGUUGCGGUGAUGAUAAAUGCAACACGUUUGUGUUCCACCACGACCCCACCCAUCAACUUACCGACUUUACCAAUUGUUACAUCAUACAAUGUGAUGGUUUGUUGGGCUGUCAAUCAACCAGAGCAAACGACCACUUUCUAUUCGUCGAGCCAAGUGCUUACAUCAUCGCGCCACCAACUGUACCAACAACAACAAUUAACUACACAUUAACCCACCCCACCCCCAGCCAACUGAACCAUCUUAACGUAACCGAAGCGAUCGAAACCAAAGCCACGACAACUCCAGCA